Molecule: messenger RNA, 1913 nt
Organism: Vigna angularis (adzuki bean)
Lineage: Eukaryota; Viridiplantae; Streptophyta; Magnoliopsida; Fabales; Fabaceae
Product: probable polygalacturonase
Exons: 6
Coding region: 167-1615 (482 amino acids)
Biological process (GO): carbohydrate metabolic process
Molecular function (GO): polygalacturonase activity
Source: RefSeq, a predicted model, not a curated record
CCAUUUUUAGCUGUCUCUUUCUCUUACCACCCUUUUCUUUAUUUUUUAUUUUUUUUUGUAUGAGUACAAAGUACUUCUCCAGCAUUAUAUACGAAAUACUGCUCCUCUCUUUCUAUUGUUCUGUAUUCUAUGUUCUUCAUCUAAGUCACUCCCUCUCCUUUGCUCCAUGCAACUGUUCUUGCACUGGAUUCAGAACUUUGUCGCCUCAUUGAAGUUUCAGCUUACUGCUGCUCAAGCAGACAUGAAGGAGCUAGUGGCAAUGCUUUUCCUUGUUGCAAUAUGCGCUGCUGCGGAAAGCAACGGAGAAGACAAUGGUGGACCAUGUAAACAAAAUGCGUUGAAUGCUAGGCCUCACAGUGUAUCGAUCUUGGAGUUUGGGGCUGUCGGAGAUGGAAUAACACUGAACACAGUUGCGUUCCAAAACGCAAUAUUUUAUCUCAAGUCGUUUGCUGACAAAGGGGGUGCCCAACUAUAUGUUCCAUCUGGGACAUGGCUUACUGGGAGUUUUAACCUCACCAGUCACCUCACUCUGUUCCUUGAGAGAGGUGCUACCAUCAUUGCAUCUCAGGAUUGUUCCCAUUGGGAUGUAGUGGAUUCGCUCCCUUCUUAUGGUAAAGGAACUGGGAGAUAUCGCAGUUUAAUCUACGGACAGAAUUUAAGUGAUGUGGUAGUUACUGGUGAUAAUGGAACAAUAGACGGGCAAGGUUCUAUCUGGUGGAAGCUGUUCAGUUCUCAUUCCUUAAACUACAGUCGACCAAAUCUUAUAGAAUUUGUUGAUUCGGUUGAUGUCAUAAUUUCCAAUUUGACUUUUGUGGACUCUCCAGCUUGGGGCAUCCAUCCAGUAUAUUGCAGCAACGUUCAAAUUCAGAACAUUACUUCUCGUGCACCUGCCGAAUCCCCUUACACGAGUGGCAUAGUUCCAGAUUCUUCUAAGUAUGUUUGCAUCGAGAACAGUAACAUUAGCACUGGUCAUGAUGCAAUCGUGUUGAAGAGUGGUUGGGAUCAGUACGGAAUUGCCUAUGGAAAACCAACCUCGAGUGUCCAUAUCCGCAAUGUUUACCUACAAUCAUCAUCAGGUGCUGGCUUGGCUUUUGGGAGUGAGAUGUCUGGGGGAAUAUCAGAUGUUAUUGCAGAAAAGCUUCACAUACUUAACUCGUCCAUAGGCUUUGAACUGAAAACAACUAGGGGCAGAGGUGGCUAUAUGAAAGGCAUCUUCAUUUCUGAUGCAGAAUUGGAAAAUAUUCACUUGGGAAUAAGCAUGACAGGAUACUCCGGUUUCCAUCCAGACGACAAGUAUGACACGAGUGCACUUCCAGUUGUUGGUAGCAUUACUUUCAAGAAUGUGAUGGGUGCAAAUAUUGAUGUUGCUGGGAAUUUUUCAGGAAUAUUUGAAUCACCAUUCUCAACAAUCUGUCUUUCAAAAGUGACUUUUUCUCUCAGUUAUGAGAUAUCCCCUUCGUGGUUCUGUUCUAAUGUAAUUGGUUUCUCCGAGGAGGUGAUUCCUGAGCCAUGCCCCGAUCUCCAGAGCUCGUAUUCCAAGUUCUCCUUUUCUUGCUUUGCUUCCCUAUAUCCACACUCUAGUAAUAUCUCCGGCUCUUUAGACCAAGUACUAUAAUCACCCGUUUCAUUCACUCUAUAUACGAGAAACCAAUUUCACAUUGCAUCUAAAGCCUCUUCUUCAACUUCAUCCAAUUUCCAUUAAACCAAAAUUCUUGAUGCAAAUAUGUUCCUUCUAUUCAACAUUUCAAUCAACCUUCCAUUUGUUGGUGUCAAGUCCAAAUAGUACAUUCAUGUACAGCCUCAAUUUCUUCAUUCAUAUAAGAAAUUUUUUGAUGGUGGUGUACAGCCAAAGACGCUUUUUGCUUUGAACGUAUAAUUUAAAACAAAGGAGUGCUACCUUGAUUUUUUGUCUA